AAGUGUCCACGUUGCAAUUAAAUGUACCUAAUGGAGGAGAAAGCCUAUCAAUGUCUUGAAUGUGGAAAGCGCUUCCAUCUGCACGGACAUCUAAAGAGACACCAAAGGACUCGGCUCUGAAUGCCUGGCGCGUGGGCAGAGCUUCACUCCUUGUUCGGGAAAUGAAGACCCCAUGAAGUCACCUUCGGCAUGAUGAGAAAACAUCAGCAUCUAGUGGAUAUUUCGGAGUUUGGAAACAAACGCGCAAUAACGAAAGAAAUCCCAUAGGAAGAAGAAAUCCACUCUAGGUGCUGAUUUUGUGGAACUCACUUUCAAUCAGAUAAAAGGGAGGACUCAAGUGUCCAUAUUAUAAUCAAUCAUAUACCUAACCGUCAACAUGGAGAAGAAACCCUAUAAAUGUCUGGAGUUUGAACAGAGCUUUGCUGAAAGCGAAGCUCUACAUAAACAUCAAAGGACACACACUGGGGAGAAACCCUAUAAAUGCCUGGAGUGCGGACAGAGCUUCACUCAGAAUGGAAGUCUAUGUUCACAUCAGAGGACGCACACUGGGGAGAAACCCUAUACAUGCCUGGAGUGUGGACAGAGCUUCACGCAGAGAGGAAAUCUUAGUUCACAUCAAAGGACUCACACUGGGGAGAAACCUUAUACAUGCCUGGAAUGUGGGCAGAGCUUCACUCAGAGGGCACAUCUAUGUUUACACCAAAGGACUCACAAUGGGGAGAAACCCUAUACAUGCCCAGAGUGUGGACAGAGCUUUGCUCAGAGUGGGAAUUUAUGUUUACAUCUAAGGACUCACACUGGGGAGAAACCUUAUAAAUGCCUGCAGUGUGGACAGAGCUUCACUCAGAGAGGUCAUCUACGUUCACAUCAAAGGACUCAUACUGGGGAGAAGCCCUAUACAUGCCCAGAGUGUGGACAGAGCUUCGCUCAGAGGCCACAUCUACGGUCACAUCAAAGGACUCACACUGGGGAGAAACCCUAUACAUGCCCAGAGUGUGGACAGAGCUUUGCUCGAAGUGGAAAUCUACGGUCACAUCAAAGGACUCACACUGGGGAGAAACCCUAUCCAUGCCUGGAGUGUGGGCAGAGCUUCACUCAGAGAGGACAUCUACUUUCACAUCAAAGGACUCACACUUGGGAGAAACCCUAUAAAUGCUUGGAGUGUGGACAGAGUUUCACGCAGAGUGGAAGUCUACGUUCACAUCAAAGGACUCACACUGGGGAGAAACCUUAUGCAUGCCUGGCGUGUGGGCAGAGCUUCACUCAUAGUUCAGGUCUACAUUCACAUCAGAGAAUUCACACUGGGGAGAAACCCUAUACAUGCCUGGAGUGUGGACAGCGCUUCACUGAAAGUGGAAGUCUACGCUCACAUCAAAGGACUCACACUGGGGAGAGACCCUAUAAAUGCCAGCGGUGUGGACAGAGCUUCACUCAGAGUUCAAAUCUACAUCGACAUCGCAAAAUUCACACUGGAGAGAAUGGAGAAAUUUGACACAAGAUAGUCUUUCUAACAUAUACAAAAGCAACUCUUGUAAAUUUUGGAAAUGCAAGCACAAAAUUGGGACAUUUUAUCACAUGUGGUUUAUUGUAGAAAGAUUGAACUAAAAUACAUUCCAGCCUGGAAGUAAUUAAAGUGAACAGGGUUUUUUUGUUGAGAAUACUGGAUGAUGUCAGUUGGAAAAAUUUAUUGAUUUGAAAUGUUAUCAAAAGUAGACGUGUGAUUAUAAAACAUUAUAUAAAGUGAGUAGCACUGUAAGGGAUAAAAAUUAAACUGAAGCUUGUAGAAAAGUACCCAUGUCUCUCUGUUGUUAGGUUAGUUCCCUUUGUGUGCCUAUGUAGGAACUCUGAGUAUGCCAACCAAAUUCGAUAGGGUUGUUGAGACAGUUUUAACGAGGGGAUUUUAACGUCAGGGUAAGUGAUUUUAAUGUUUUUGUUAUGUGUAUAGUCUAGUAUGUUUCAGCAUUGAAUGUUUGCCAUUUAUGUGUUGUGCUCUGCCCCAAUUCCCCUUUGGGUUGAGAAGGGCGGGAUAUGCCUGCUUUAAAUAAAUAAAUAUAUGUGUGUUUCUUAA
Messenger RNA from Anolis sagrei ordinatus, 2068 nucleotides. Its product is annotated as zinc finger protein 135-like. Gene Ontology annotation, biological process: regulation of transcription by RNA polymerase II. The record is from RefSeq and is a predicted model, not a curated record. NCBI's taxonomy places the organism in Eukaryota, Metazoa, Chordata, Lepidosauria, Squamata, Anolidae. Gene Ontology annotation, molecular function: RNA polymerase II cis-regulatory region sequence-specific DNA binding; DNA-binding transcription factor activity, RNA polymerase II-specific.